Messenger RNA from Vittaforma corneae ATCC 50505, 864 nucleotides. RefSeq lists its product as uncharacterized. The record is from RefSeq and is a predicted model, not a curated record. The coding region runs from base 1 to 864 and encodes 287 amino acids. The transcript has a single exon. Lineage: Eukaryota; Fungi; Microsporidia; Nosematidae.
AUGCCAGAACAAGAACCAGAUGGCGAUACAAGCAGAGAAAUAAGUCUGCUCAAGGCUGAACUGACGCUUCUUAGAGCAAACAUGAAGAAGAUGGAGAAGGAAAAUGAUAUAUUACGCGAUGAAAAGAGAAGAUUCGUGUUGGAUAAGUUUGAACUAGAGCAGGAGCUAAAGAAAAAGAUCACCCUACAGCUAAAAGAGGACAAAAUAGCAGAAAAUCAAAAAAAGAUGCUAAAAGCAAACACGAUAUGCACCAAGGACAGCGAUGAAAUAUCCUCAAGAUUUAUUUUAUGGCAGGCUAUUAACUGUUCUGACUUUAAUUCGGAUGAUAGUCUCCAAAAGUUUAAAUUCUUCAGAGACUAUUUUUUUGAUGACUUCUUUUCAAUACCUGAUGACAAUGCACUUAAGGUAGUUGAACACUACUUCAAGCACCACACGAGAUUAUUUUUCGAAGCAUAUGCCUUAUUUAGCUGCAAGAAAUCCGUGUUCCAGCAGUUUUCCCAAUACAUCUUCGAAAACAAUUCGUUUGUGCAGCAAAAAGUUGAAAUUCUGGAGUGUGUGCCUCCAGAAUGGACCUUGGAUCUGCUAGAAACAAGUCUGAAAAGAUUUUUGGUGCUGAAUAAGAAAAGGCUUUUGCACUUUAUCAGGAAUAUCGCUGAAAAAUGCCCGUCAUACCUCAUCAAAGUAUUCUCAAAGCAGGACUUUAACGAUGUGCUGCUCCAUGAAUCACCCAUUGGAUACAAGAUUAUAAGCAGCAUAGCAACCCAGAAAAUCAGUGGUCUUGUUGAUGAAACCAAUCUGCACUUAGUACCCAAGCCAUUCCUUGAAAUAUUAUUUGAUGACCAAUACAUAGACAUUAUUUCAUAG